AUGUGGAAAAUAGCAAGUACAUAUACUAACGACGCUAUCGGUGAACUCCCGUUGAUUCCGGGAAUGCCUGUAAUGAUAACAGAAAAUGUCGCGACCUCUUGUAAAAUUGUGAAUGGAAGCAAAGGAAUAUUACAAUCUGUGACUUACGAAGUUAUCAAUGGAAACUGGUAUGCGGCAUGCGCAUUGGUUAAUAUACCUGAGAGUGCGAUGCAUAUACCAGGUCUUGAAAGCGGAGUAGUGCCUAUUUUACCUGUCAUAACUAGUUAUAAGUAUUCGACGGGUGUGAAAACGAUUAACAUUCGACGUACGCAAUUACCCAUCUUACCUGCGUGGGCUUUCACAGAUUAUAAGGUACAAGGAAGCUCCCUACCAAAAGUGAUUUUUGAUUUGACAUGCGCACGUUCUCUGCAAAGCAUUUAUGUAAUGUUGUCGCGAGCACCUAGAUUGAGCAACAUAGCAAUCCUUAGAUGGUUUUCGUCAAAGACUUUAAAUGCUGACUUACAAGGUGAUGCACGGGAAGAAUUAAACCGAUUAAGUGUAAUUGCAGCGGAUACACGAGACAAGUUCAAAAUGCAUCAUAACUAA
Molecule: messenger RNA, 585 nt
Organism: Suillus clintonianus
Lineage: Eukaryota; Fungi; Basidiomycota; Agaricomycetes; Boletales; Suillaceae
Exons: 1
Coding region: 1-585 (194 amino acids)
Source: RefSeq, a predicted model, not a curated record